Molecule: messenger RNA, 1392 nt
Organism: Uncinocarpus reesii 1704
Lineage: Eukaryota; Fungi; Ascomycota; Eurotiomycetes; Onygenales; Onygenaceae
Exons: 2
Coding region: 1-1392 (463 amino acids)
Biological process (GO): cytoplasmic translational initiation
Cellular component (GO): eukaryotic translation initiation factor 3 complex; cytoplasm
Molecular function (GO): translation initiation factor activity
Source: RefSeq, a predicted model, not a curated record
AUGGCGAUUCCUACAAACACCCUUCUUAUCGAGGGUUCCUUCUCCGAACUUGCGGAGGAGUUGGCUCAUUACAUUGACACCAUCCGCAAAACUCAAACGGAGGGCUCUGUCCACGCUGAAAUCGCUCCCAUACUCGACAGCUUACGCGAAAGAGAGCAGUCGGAAGAAGAGGCCAGCCAGACUCAGCAACAGCAAGUGCUGAAGGACAGAGAUGAAGCGCUGAAGAAGUUGGUUGUCGCGUCUGCGGCGUUGAACGCAGCGCCUGAGAAAGAGAUCACCGCCGCCUAUAAUCUUGUCAUUCACCUUGUUCGCCAAUCCUCGAACCCUGGCAUGUUCCUGCCUCGAAUCUGCGCGUUUCUGGCCAAACCCUUCCCCUCGGCUCCGCAACACGGGCCCUCUAUUGCGCUCUCUAUCCUCAGCACCAUUUUUAACACCCUCGCUCCCUCCGAUGGCGUCCGAUACCACGUUUUCCUCGCUGUCUUGGCUGUUAUUCGCACAUCCUCCUCGACCUUGGCGUUUGAAGCGCUCAAGACCCAACUCAAAAACCAACUCUCCCAUUGGAUUACGGCGUGGAAUAUCGACGAAGAGGAUGUGGAGAAAUUACAUCUGGCAAUUGCCGAUGCCGCCAAACAAGCAGGUGAUGAUGAGAUGUCAUAUAACCACCUUGUAUUAGCCUUGAAAGCGGUCCCGCCCUCUGAAUCGUCGUCGGAUGAAGCCCGUGAAUUGGCCGUGCGCGCCUUGGUCUCAGCUCUCACCUAUCCAUUUGUGUUCGACUUUACUCCCCUGACUUCGAGCGAUGCGAUCCAGAACCUCCGAUCCGCAGACCCUUCUUUGUUUGAACUUCUUGAAAUUUUCGCCUCCGAUACGCUUGACACGUAUGAGGAGUUUAUCAAGGCUGCACCCCUUUCGUCCAUCCACAACCUUGCGGAGUCUGCUGAAGUUUUGCAGACCAAAAUGCGUGUCCUUACGCUUGCCAGUUUGGCGGCAUCUUCUCCUUCCCGCUCACUACCAUAUGACUCCAUUGCCUCCGCUCUCCGAGUCCCACGUGAGGAUGUUGAAAAAUGGGUCAUUGAUACGAUCCGUGCCGGUCUCGUGGAAGGCAAGUUAAGUCAGUUGAAAGGCGAGUUCCUGGUCCAUCGGGCUACAUACCGUGUUUUCGGCGAGAGACAGUGGUCCGAAGUCCAGGGCCGAUUGAUGGUUUGGCGACGAAGCUUAGAAAAUGUCCUCGGCGUUGUUCGUUCUGAGAAGGAAAGAUUUAUUCGGGAAGGUAUGGCCGCUGCCAACACCGCGAACGAGUCUGGGCGCGGUGAAGGUGGUGCUAGAGGAGGAGCUGGAGACCGGAGAAAGGGAGGUGGCCAUCACAGAGAGGUUGAUUUAGUUGGCGGGGACUAA